AUGGCCGAUUACAGAGAAUUCGACUUUCCGCCCGAACUGUGCUGUUCGCCCAGCCCGCUAAUCGCUGUCGCCGGCUUGGACACGGUCAAUAACGCCGUGCACAGGUCCAUUUGGGACGCUUUCCACAGCCCCGUCGGUCGCGAGAGCAGAGCCGUUUUGAAUUUCUUCCACCUGACGUCCGAGUACAGGUUUCCGGCCACUAGCGAGAAGGUUAGUGGGUAGUUAGAUGACCUCGUAUAUAACGCGGUGUACGCAUAAUUAUAUUGCAUUUUUUUUUCUCUGGUCAUUGUUUUCCUCAGCGGGUCAUGCCUUACAUCCCGAAGGGUGUGCUAAAAAAAAAUUGGAUAGAAAAGCACUUGCGUUAUGAUCCCGCCGUUGUAGUCAUAUUCUACGACUGUGAUUGGGACGACGAAUCGUGGACGGAAAAGAUCAGCGAGUGCUCUUCGAGAGUGCAGUCAAUCAGGUAAUCGGUUAACGUUUCGUAUCGUCGAUUGGUUUUUCUAUGCUCGCGACGAUAUCGUUUGAGUUAUAAUACCGUAGUGCCCAGCGUUAGAUAAUAUUGUAAUAUUUAUGCGAAUGAUUUUACAGGUUAUCUCUGGAAGGAAGAAAAUCAAGAAUCGUUGUAGUUUUGAUUCAAAAACGAAUGCCUAUUCCGACUGUGGAUGACGCCGUUACAAACGUCAGGGCCGCAUCAUUGUGCGAAGCAUGUACCCUGAACCCAAAAGCGUUAUUUAUGCUUCCAGUGGUGGACAAUAUACACGGCUAUGCUAUUAGGUAAUGUGCCUAGAUUCAAUUGUAUACUUUAGAUACAAUUCUAAAAGUGUUGAUGAUUGACUUGUUAUAGGCUAGAAAAUGCAUUUUAUGAUUUGGCGCAAAAUUACUACCAACAGCAAAUUAGAGCAGUGAAAUUGAAAUUAGAAAAUCUCAGUAAAACUAGUCAUCAAUAUCUGAUUGUCAGGUACACGUUCAAAAUUGGAUUUUACAACGAGCUCAAACAAGAUCAUCACAAUGCUCAUAAGUUAGUAUAACAUUUUUUUUAAAUUUUAAAUUCGUACAUUUUAAUUUAUUAUGUCGAAUAUUGUAAUUUUCACAUUUAGGCACUAUCAUCAGUGUUACAUGUCUUUGCUAGAAAUACGAACUUUUGACACAAACAUAUAUGAAGUGAAGGUUAUAGCAGCUUACAUUGUGUACAAAAUAAGUAGAUUAUUGUUUGCCAUGAAGAGAGCUCGAGACGCACUCACGCAAUUUAAUUCUUAUAUAAAUGAAUUUAAACUGAAGACAGGGCCCCCAGAAUUGUUGUUUGAACACUACGGUUGGUUGUCGAAACAGUAAGUUUUUUUUAUACCUACAACUUGUUUCCGAGUUUUGGGCAGUAAAAAUAAUAUUUUUCCAACAGAUUUUCUAUGUUUGCUUCACUGUUCGAUGAUACUACAGCAGAAAGUUUUACUGCAACUCAGGCAUUGAAUCCAGGAUUUUUUUUCAAAGAAGCUGCCGAAUAUGCGAAAAAAAGAAAGAUUAGCGCUUAUGAAAUUUGUCAGGUUAGGUCUUAAUAUAAAAUAUUAUUGUGAAUCAAUAUUACAAUUUUUAAAAACAACUAUGGGGCAUUAUUUUAUUCUUAAUCAAUAUUUUUUUUCUCGACAAAAACCUAAAAAAUGAGCUAGAAAUUACAUUUAAAAAUGAAUUCAUUUUUUUCUUUUUAAAGUAUAAUAUUUCGUAUAAACUUUAUUAAUAUUAAUUGUGAGUCAGAAAAUUUUGUCCCAGUAAAUAAGUGUUAAACUAUCUAGGUUUUGAGCAUGUGAUAAAUUUAUUGGUUUUAAUGUGUGAUUAUUUUUUUUUUUGUAUGUAAACAACUAUUAUUUUGCUCUGUUUAUUAUGUGUAUUUUGUCUACUUGGUGCAUUAGGAAAUAAAUUGGGGAAAUGGAUGCAAUAACAGUUUCUGAUAUUUUCUUUUUUGUACUUUGGUUAAAAAUAUUUUUAUAGAUCUGGCAUUUGUAUUAAAUACAUUUAUUGGCCUUUUUUUAAAAUAUAAUAUCAUUUUUAAAACAUUUUGAUUUUUUAUAUAAACAAAAUUAUUUUAGCCCAGUACAAAUUUUCGAAAAUUUGUCACAUCAUAGGAGUAAAAUAAAAAUGUUGAGUAUAAUGUAGUUUUUUUUAUAAGUAUUUAAAGUUCAGAUUUUGAUCAAAAUCUCAAAAUAUAUAGCAUUUCACAUAGUAUUUUCCAAUUGUUGUAAAUAAAAUUGAUUUGCCUAUCAAAAGUUCUAUAUGAAAAACAAUAAAAUUGUAAUUUAUUUUGAUUUAAAUUAAUACAAUUUUCAAUUUACAUUUAUCAAAAUAUGUUCAAUUGAACUUUUUUGCUCAAUAUGAUUGUUUUUUUGUGGUAAUUUAUUAUUGAAUACAGAUGUAAACUAACUUAUGUUUUAUAUCCUAACUUUCCAGAUUUAUCUUAUUAGAUAAUGAACCAUGUAAUUUAAUAUUAGAAUUUGUAACUGUAUAAAUAAUCCAAAUGUAUAAAUGUUAUCAUUUAAAAAUACUAGUUUUUCUACCAAAUGCAGUGACAGUCUUUAACCACUGCAAGAAUAAAUCAAAAUAAAUUCCAUUAUAUUUUUAUGUUACAAGAUCAAAAUGAAUUUCAAAUCUGUUCUAUUGGGUAUUUAGUUUUAUUUAAUUACUGCCAAUUUUCAGUUUGUUUCAUUCAACACCCCAGCUUUGGUUUAGUUUGAAAAUCAAACAGUUUGUAACAUUAUUAACUUGCAAAAAUGCUUACUGUUAAAAAGUCUCAAAUGUAUUGAAAAUUAAAAUAUCGGUGAUGUUGCAUAUAAUUUUUAACAGAUUAAUUUGUAUGCCAUUAGGGUGUCAAUGUUUACCCGGCUAGUAAUCCAUUAAGUGAAUGGAACAAUAUAGAAUUCUAUGGUCAACGACCUUGGCGACUAAUGAAAACUCUGAGUAAUGUAGACUAUGACACUGUUGAAGCAGACGGUAUUCAAGCUUUACGGUAUUUCGAAAAUACCAAAGUCGAUCAUUCGGUAUGUACACAUAGUUUAAAAUAAUGAAAAUAAAUAAUUAAAUACUAUAUUUUAUCAUUUAAUGUCUACAUUAAACAUUGUUUUUUUUUUUUUUUUUAGAAAUCAAUCAUCAAUCUUUUAGGAAAUGCAAUGAAACAGUUCAAAAAUUACAAAUGUCCUAGAAUGAGAAAUUUGUUGGGUACUUAUAUUUUUAUGAACUAUUGUUAAAAUAUUAUUCAAACCUUUUUUUCAGCUGUACAGAUGGCUGACGAGUAUUACAAUGCAAAAGAUUACAGUAAAGCUCUAACGUUAGUAUUAGCAAAUAAAUUAUAUACAGCUGACAAAUUAUAAUUUUAAUUCCAUAUGAAAUAGAUUGUGGAGUCACAUGUUAUGGGAUUAUCGAGACGAAGGCUGGAUAGCAAUUGCCUACGAGUUAGUAAAUAAAUGUCUGAAAUGUGCUUAUUUAACAGCGAGUGUUCAGAAUUAUGUGGAAUUAAAUCUAGAGGCCCUAAAAUAUUACCAAAAUUCUGAUCUACAAAAAGCUUUAAAUAAUAUUGGUGCAAUCAUACAAGUGAAUAAUAAAAUUAUUCUACAAUAAGAAUAAUAUGACAUUUAAUAAUAACAUUUUUAUUAACUUUCAAUAUAACCUAACCAUUUAGUAAAAUAAUUAACCGUGGGUUUUAGAGACAAAUUCCAGAACCUGAUAAAGAACUGAGCGACUAUGAGAAAAAUAUUGCCACAGAAAUGUGGCAAAAAUGUGAUGCUAUGAAACCAAAAUCUAUUUUAGAAGUUGACAUGUCAGUGACAAAUUCUACAGUGGACACAAAAGUCGUUUUGAAAGAAGUCUCGUGUGACGGCAUUGAAUUUGAUAUAUUUUUGAAGUAUUUGUAUUUUCAUUGUUUUAUUAUGGGUACAAUUAAUCAUUGCAAUAUUGAGUUUCAACUUUUACAGGGCAAAUUUUCCUGUGUUUGUACAGUUUUAUAAACUUACAGCUUGUGUUACUUGUAUUGAUAAUUCAUACGAUGUUGAAGUUUGCACUAAUAAAAAUGAACUUGUUUAUGGAAAAUCAAAAACAUAUAAAUAUACUUGUAAAUUUGUACCCUCACCAAAUGACGUUGGGAAAGAAAUCACUGUAAGUGUAUAAACUGUAACUUAAUAGUUAUUGCUAAAAUAUUCAUUGAUAAUAUUAUUUAGUUUUUUAAACUGCUGCUAAAUAUUUAUUUAGCAUCAUUUUAAUAUGAAUAUUAUGAAAAUAGUAUUCACUAUUUUCAAUUUUUUUCCUCUUUUAGGUAAAUUCUAUUCAACUCCAAUUAGGAAAUGAGCCUGAAUUUCCGAUAGUAUUAAAAUUUUAUUGUUCUACUAAAAAAACCAAAAAUUUCGAAAGAGAAAUUAAUAAUUUCAGGUAUUAUAAAAUAGCAUUGUUUUUGUAUAAAUGAAUACACAUUGCAUAAAUAUUAUUUUUAUUUCAAGUUUGUCUAAGACUUCUGAUGACGAAUACGAUCGAUUGAAACAAAUUACGUCUGCUACUCUAAAGCCAAGAAGUUCGAAGCUUGGUAUGGAAAUCAAACACGAUAAUCCGGCAUUACUGUUAGAAUGGUAUAAAGUGUCUGUGUGUUUGACUAAUUUAGAGAAUCAACCUGUUAGCGACGUUUGUUUAAAUCUGUCACUAGAUCGCAGCAACAAUGAAAAAGUUGAACUCACAAGUAAGUGCUUAAAAUAAAAUUAUAUAAAUCCAUGGGAAUGUUAUUAUAAUCAUACAUAUUUGUAAAAAUACGAUAUUUACAGCUGAAAUAUGUGAGGAUACAAACUCAAAUUUAUUAUCAUUACCAGUUGAUUUCAAAUUGGACAGAAUGCUCGUCGGAGAACAAAAAACCCAAUAUUUUUAUAUUCGUUCUUCAAGUUUGGAAACCAGAUGUUUUCAGCUUAUGGUUAGAAAAAUAUUACUUUAUAUAUACAAAUAUUUACUUACUAUAUACUUUCAUUAAUCUUCAACCUUAUUUUCUUGACAUUUAAGAAUGUUUAGUGUUUACUGAAUAGGUUAAUUAGUUAUAACCGUUAUAAUACUGGUCAUUGUUCCAGAUAAGUUAUAUGAUGAAAGAUGAUAAUGAAACAAUGAUUGCUUGUGUGAAAGAUGUUGAAAUUGUGAUUGACGUGGUAGUUGUUUUCGAUAUAUCCGUAACUUAUAUGUCUUCCAAGUUUGAACCUGUAACAAAGGUGUAUAUGGGCGAACCAUUAAUAGUGAUGCCAAGCAUAAAAUGUCUUUCACCAUGGCCAAUAUUUAUUGAGAAUACAUCUUUUCAAUUGGUAAUAUUUAAUGGGGUGAAAAAUUAAAUUCAAAUAUAAUUUUCCAUUUGUUUUUUAUUUAUAUUUUAGGCUGAACACGUGUCUGUUUCUUCUGGAGGUUAUCAAUCUGUACUAAAUGAAGUGGUUUUAGAAUCUGAUGAAGUUGCUACUGAAGUAAUUUGUAUACUUCCUUCUGAACUCAGUGAAAACUCUUUAGGACGUUUCACCGUAAACUGGAAAAGGUGUGUUAAAUAAUCACUUAACAUGAAUUGUUUAUACUUGUGCGUCUUGUAAAGUGCAAUGCAUAUUUCAAUUACUGUGUGUUAAUAAUAUUAUAAUUGCAGUAAAUAGAUAUUUUUAUAUUAUUGCAGGUCCAAUUUGGAAAGUAAAUCCAAUAGCGGUUAUUCCAGUUUAGAGUUACCUAAAUUAGCUAUUGAAAAAUCUACAUUCCUGGUGGGUGUACUAAACAAAUACAUAUGUUUUUAUUCUCACAUAAAUGACUAAUAGAUUUUAUUUUCAGGUGGAUAUGAAAAUACCUGCCCAUGGAUGGCUACAUACGCCAAUGAGUGUUGUGUACUUAUUGCACAAUAACUCUGAAUCUCUUUUGACAUUAGACGUUUCAAUGGAAGCUAAUGAAGCAUUUAUGAUGGCAGGACACAAAGACGUAUGUGUACAAAAUGAUAACAUUGCAGUUUUAACUGUAGUAUUCAUUGAAUAUUUUCCUAUGGUUAUAUUAUUAUAGUUAAACGUCACAGUUCUGCCAGAAAGUACAUACGAGCUACAUUACAAUCUCUAUCCACUUGUUGUUGGGGUGUCUACAUUACCAAAAAUGCAUAUUAGCUGUACUUCCGAACCUAACGAUUUCAAAAAUAUACUUAACGAUAUGCUAGUCAGAUCUUUGCAAACACAAAUUUAUAUAAUGGUGAGUAAUAGUAUUCCCAAAGAGAAGAAUACUAAAUAUUAUUAAUUUGUAAUAGUAUUAAUGUAAUCUAUGUUGAUUUAAAAUUUCAGCCUAAACAUGUACCAACGAAUAUUGCUGCGGACGUUUAG
This is a messenger RNA of Cinara cedri, 6335 nucleotides long. The record is from the annotation of a GenBank genome assembly. Lineage: Eukaryota; Metazoa; Arthropoda; Insecta; Hemiptera; Aphididae.